Molecule: messenger RNA, 378 nt
Organism: Lactuca virosa
Lineage: Eukaryota; Viridiplantae; Streptophyta; Magnoliopsida; Asterales; Asteraceae
Source: the annotation of a GenBank genome assembly
AUGAUGGAUUCCAGAUCCCUUGACGAUCCCUCGGUGUGCAUCCUUCCGGGUGGCACAAACAAGAAGGAGAUUAGGGGUCUGUGUGAGAAGUUUGGUUUGUUGGUGGAUAUUUAUCUUGCUGGUAGAAGGGAUGCUUCUGGUUCAUUCUUCGCAUUCGUGAGAUUUGCCAAUGUUGGGAACCUCGAGGUUGUCGUGGAUGCUCUGAAUAGAAUUUACCUAAGAGGGAAUAAUUUCCUAGCAAACCUUGCCAAGCAUCUGAGAAAACAGAGUUCGGUGGGACAUUCAGUAAGUUGGCGAUUGCUAAGUCGGUUGUUCCACCUUUGGGUGGCAAGAAUUCUUUUCAUUGCAGGGACGAUAGAUCUUUCGUUGAUGUCGUGA